AUGACUGCCUUACAUAAGAUUGUUCUGGACCCUAAGGGGCUCGACAACUUGCACAUCUACAUUCAAUUCCAGUGAGAUUUCUUGUCAUACCUGAAGCCAUAAUUUCCAGGUCCAGGUUUAUUUUAAUUCUUAUUGUGUAAUACAUUUACAGGCAUGCUGGGGAAUUGGAAAAUUUCAACAGCAUGAUGACAAAAUAUGCACCGAAAAAGAAUGGCAUUCAAGUAUGCGUUCAAUCAUUGUUUUAUGAGACUUUUAUCUUCUGUGAGGGUAAAAUUCAUUUCAACAUGUACAUUACUGGACACUCAUGUUUAGAAAUGUAUAUCAUGAACACCCAGAUAAUGCAAUAGCCAGUUAUCUUCUGCUGAUUUCUCACAACAUGAGGAUUGAUGCAACAAUUUAUUCUGAUAUUUCCUCACUUUGCAGCUAUUUACUUAUGAAUUUGAUGACAUAUUGUGAUGCAAUAAUCAAUUCCCAAAUGAUAUGGCUGAUAGAGGUCUUUUAACUUGUUGAAAUUGUUUUAGCUUAUCAAGGUCGAAAAAUUUAGCAUUUCAGGCCUACUGAUUUUACUAGCUGUUCUAAAAAUUUGGUGUUACAACUCUUGAGCAUCUUAUUUUGCAGGUACCCAUACUUUACACUGAGAAUUACAUUGGCAGUAAUAGAUCACAAUUAUCAUCUGUUCCGAAAGCCAAAGCUGAGUCAAGGGGGGGAACAUGUCAGUCAUUAGAAAUAUUUCAAAAGGAUGCAGUGAUACCAUGCUGA
This is a messenger RNA of Pocillopora meandrina, 759 nucleotides long. Lineage: Eukaryota; Metazoa; Cnidaria; Anthozoa; Scleractinia; Pocilloporidae. The record is from the annotation of a GenBank genome assembly.